AUGUCUGCUUACUACAGGAAUAAUGGGUAUGAAGAAGAUCCAGAUUACCCUGACUAUUCAGGGUCUCGAAACCAUACACAGGCGAAUUUGAAAACUCAAGAUUAUCCAGAUUAUCCAGGUCCCCUGAACAAUGCAGACUAUCCCAGCACCAGGAACAACCCAUUCUCUGCAAGCUCCAAAACAAACUUAGACUAUCUGGGAUCUCUGGCAGAGCCAGAUUAUCUUGGAUCUCAGAGUAAUCCAAACUAUACCAGUACCAGGAGAAAUCCAUAUGCUGAAGUCUCCAGAACCAAUCCAGACUAUCCUAGAGCUUUGGCAGAGCCAAAUUAUAUCGAAUCUUUGAGCAGUCCAUACCAUCCAAGCUCAUCCAGAGAGCCAGACUACCCUAGAUCUCAACAAAAUCGUGAUCUUACAAGUUCUGGAAUCAGUAGAAGCUAUGCAGCCUUCAGAACAAAUCCAGAUUAUUUUGGAUCAUCGGAAGGACCCGACUACUCUGGAGCUCAGAUGACAUCUAACUAUCCUGGCUCCAGAGCCAAUUCCAACUAUCAAGUUUCCAGAAAGAAUCCAGAAUAUGCUAGCUCCAGAAUCAGUCCAUAUAUGUACUCCCUAGAAGAGCCUGAUUAUCCAGGUGCUGAGAAUCAACCUAACUCUCCAAGCACUUUUGGGAAACCAGACUAUCCUGUUUCUGAGGAUUAUCAGAAGUCUCUAAACUUUUGGGAGGAGCCUGAUUACCCAGGUGCUGAGGACAGUCAUGAUUCUGCCUCUUCUGAGGGCCCAGAAAUGACCAGGGGAGUACUCAGAAGAACAUCUCAAAUCCAGCCUUCAGUCCAUCAGGGUGAUGGCACCUUGGGCAUCAUUGGGAGAGAGAAUGGAGAUUGCCCAGAAAGCACUGAAAUGACAUCCAUGGAAAUGAAAAACCCAUAUAGCCACUUUGAGCCAUGUGUUUCUGAAAAUGGUUAUGUAAACCUUGCUUAUACAGAUGAAAGUACCCCCAGACAUGCUUAUGGAAGCCAGCUAUUGUCCGGACAUGAUUGGCACACAUCACCCCAAGGACAAAAGUUAAUUGCUUCCCUGAUACCUUUGACCCCAAGAGACAGAAAUAAAGCCAUUAGAAACCAGCCGAGGACCAUGGAAGAGAAGAGGAACCUAAGGAAAAUGGUUGACAAGGAGAAAAGUAAACAGUCUCACCGUUCCCUUAAGCUCAAUGGCUGCUCUCAGUGUCUGAACUCCAUUUCACUGGUUUACCGGAGAUCCAGAAACAACAUGUCAGAACUCCUCAACUCCAUCAGCCUGUGGCAGAAGACGCUGAAGGUCAUUGGAGGCAAAUUUGGAACCAGUGUUCUAUCCUAUUUUAACUUUCUGAAGUGGCUUUUGAAGUUCAACAUUUUCUUGUUCAUUGUGAACUUCAGCUUCAUCAUAAUCCCUCAGUUUACCGUGGCUGAAAAGAACACCCUCCAAUUCACUGGGCUGGAAUUUUUAACUGGAGGGGGUUAUUUUCAGGACACAGUGAUGUACUAUGGCUUUUACACCAAUUCUACAAUCCAGCAUGAGAGCAGUAGGGCGUCCUACAACAUGCAGCUGGCCUAUAUCUUCACAAUCGGAGCAUGCUUGAUCAUCUGCUUUUUCAGUUUGCUAUACAGUAUGGCCAAGUAUUUCCGGAACAACUUCAUUAACCCCUACAUUUACUCCAGAGGGAUUGCUAAGCUUAUCUUUUGCUGGGACUUCACCAUCACUCAUGAAAAAGCCGUGAAGCUGAAACAGAAGAACCUCAGCACUGAGAUAAGGGAGAACCUGUCAGAAAUUCUACAGGAGAAUGUCAAGUUGACACUAAAUCAGCAGCUGACCCACUUGUCCACCUAUGCAGUAGCCUGGGUUGUCUCCACUGGUGUGGCCAUCGCCUGCUGUGUAGCCGUUUACUACCUAGCUGAGGACAACUCAAAGUUCCUGAAAAACCAUAGAGACCCUGGGGCGGUGCUGUUAUUGCCUUUUGUCGUAUCCUGCAUCAACCUGGUUGUACCACGCUUCUAUUCCAUGUUCGGGCUGGUGGAGAGGUAUGAGAUGCCACGGCAUGAAGUCUACACCCUUCUGAUCCGAAACUUCUUUCUGAAAAUAUCCAUCAUUGGAAUUCUGUGUUAUUAUUGGCUCAACAUUGUGGCCCUGUCUGGUGAAGAGUGUUGGGAAACCUUCAUCGGCCAGGAAAUCUACAGGCUCCUUCUGAUGGAUUUCGUGUUCUCUUUAGCUGAUUCCUUUCUUGGGGAGUUUCUGAGGAGAAUCAUUGGAAAGCGACUUAUCACAAGCCUGGGCUUGCAGGAGUUUGACAUUGCCAGAAAUGUUCUGGAACUGAUCUAUGCACAGACCCUGGUGUGGAUUGGAAUCUUCUUCUGCCCUCUGCUGCCCUUUAUCCAAAUGAUUGCUCUUUUCAUCAUGUUUUAUGUCAAAAAUAUCAGCCUGAUGAUGAACUUUCAACCUCCAAGCAAAGCCUGGCGGGCCUCACAGAUGAUGACUUUGUUUAUCUUCUUGCUCUUUUUCCCGUCCUUUACCGGAGUCCUGUGCACCCUGGCCAUCACCAUCUGGAGGUAG
This is a messenger RNA of Orycteropus afer afer, 2580 nucleotides long. It is a transcript of the gene TMC5, whose product is annotated as transmembrane channel like 5. Gene Ontology annotation, cellular component: plasma membrane. NCBI's taxonomy places the organism in Eukaryota, Metazoa, Chordata, Mammalia, Tubulidentata, Orycteropodidae. Gene Ontology annotation, molecular function: mechanosensitive monoatomic ion channel activity. The coding region runs from base 1 to 2580 and encodes 859 amino acids. The transcript is spliced from 16 exons. The record is from RefSeq and is a predicted model, not a curated record.